CUUUUCUCUCUUCCUGGUCGAGUAGCCGUUACGAGCUCGCGGCCGCCGUCCCGUCCCCGUCGACGCCUACAAAUACAUCCCACAGUCAAAUCCCUAGAGCUCACGAGUCACCGAGCAAUCCGUGCCUCUCUCUCUUCCCUGCCCCCUUCGUGCUCGCCGCCUCCCUUGCCGAUCCCCGGGGAGACGACGCUCGCUCGACUUCUUCUUGCUCUCGAAAGAUCCCUGCUUUCUGCUCGCUAAUCCCGCUCGUUUAAUCCGUCUUAAUUUUUGUUGCUAUUACUGUUAUUUGUUUGCUUGCUCUGUUUCUUCUAUAACCAUGGAUGCAGGCUCCCACUCGAUCUCUUCCGAGAAGAACAGCGCCGCCGUGCACCGCCCGCCGCUCCAGGAGGCCGGAUCCCGCCCCUACAUGCCGUCGCUGAGCACCACCUCGCGCAACCCGUCGGCCAAGUGCUACGGAGACAGGUUCAUCCCGGACCGGUCAGCGAUGGACAUGGACCUGGCGCACUACCUGCUCACGGAGACCAAGAAGGACAAGGAGAACGCGGCGGCCCUGGCGGCUUCCCCGUCCAAGGAGGCCUACCGGAGGCUCCUCGCGGAGAAGCUGCUCAACAACCGCACGCGGAUCCUCGCCUUCAGGAACAAGCCGCCGGAGGCCGAGAACGUCUUUGCUGCCGACGCGGUUUCUUCUCACCAGCCCAAGCCGGCCAAGCAGAGGCGCUAUAUUCCCCAGUCUGCCGAGAGGACUCUGGAUGCGCCGGACCUCGUCGACGACUACUACCUCAACCUCAUGGACUGGGGGAGCAGCAACGUGCUGUCCAUUGCGCUGGGCGACACCAUGUACCUGUGGGAUGCCUCCAGUGGAUCCACAUCUGAGCUUGUGACAGUCGAGGAGGACAACGGUCCCAUCACCAGCGUCAGCUGGGCUCCCGAUGGCCGCCAUCUUGCUAUUGGGCUCAACUCGUCUGACAUCCAGCUCUGGGACACCAGCUCCAACCGCCUGCUGAGAACACUGAAAGGUGUGCAUGAGUCAAGGGUCGGUUCGCUGGCAUGGAACAACAACAUCCUGACGACUGGCGGCAUGGAUGGUAGGAUCGUGAACAACGACGUGAGGAUCAGGGACCAUGCCGUGCAGACGUACCAGGGGCACAGCCAGGAGGUGUGCGGGCUCAAGUGGUCUGGGUCUGGGCAGCAGCUGGCGAGCGGAGGCAACGACAACCUUCUGCACAUCUGGGAUGUGUCCAUGGCGUCCUCCAUGCCAUCUGCGGGCCGCAACCAGUGGCUGCACAGGCUCGAGGACCACACGGCCGCCGUGAAGGCGCUCGCAUGGUGCCCAUUCCAGAGCAACCUGCUGGCAACCGGCGGUGGCGGUAGCGAUCGCUGCAUCAAGUUCUGGAAUACGCACACCGGUGCAUGCCUCAACUCUGUUGAUACCGGGUCACAGGUGUGCUCUCUUCUGUGGAACAAGAAUGAGCGGGAGCUGCUGAGUUCGCACGGAUUCACGCAGAACCAGCUGACAUUGUGGAAGUACCCUUCCAUGGUCAAGAUGGCUGAACUCACUGGCCACACCUCCCGUGUCCUUUUCAUGGCACAGAGCCCUGAUGGUUGCACCGUGGCAUCAGCUGCUGCGGACGAGACUCUCCGCUUCUGGAACGUCUUCGGCGCUCCUGAAGCAGCGAAGCCUGCACCCAAGGCUUCCCACACUGGGAUGUUCAACAGCUUCAACCAUAUCCGAUAAGCUGAACAACGAGAACAACCUCUUGAACUGGAUAUGGUCCAAUGGGAAGCUCUGCUGUGUACAUAAGAUAGGCUAAAUACCUGGAUGGAUAUACUGCUGAUGUACUACUGCCUAACUGUGGAUAAGAAAAUAUACGGAUGGAGCCGCCGACAAUUCGGCUCCCGGGGACGUAGGCACAUUGCUGAACCUCGUUACCAAAUGCCCUGUGUCUUUGUUGUCUGUGAUUGCUUUUACUUUGUUCGCAUUUAUUUUCUUCUUGGUAGUAUACUUGAUUUUGUACUUGUGACUUGCUAGUUUAAUUCUGUAGUUGACCCAGAAGAGCUGAGCCGACGACGGCCUGAAUGAGCUCCACUGGUCGGUAGAUGUGUAUAAUAUUGGUGUGGAAAGCAUCUGAUCAUAUUGAGCUUAUA
This is a messenger RNA of Lolium perenne, 2145 nucleotides long. RefSeq names its product cell division cycle 20.2, cofactor of APC complex. Gene Ontology annotation, cellular component: anaphase-promoting complex. Gene Ontology annotation, molecular function: ubiquitin ligase activator activity; protein binding; anaphase-promoting complex binding. The record is from RefSeq and is a predicted model, not a curated record. Lineage: Eukaryota; Viridiplantae; Streptophyta; Magnoliopsida; Poales; Poaceae. Gene Ontology annotation, biological process: positive regulation of ubiquitin protein ligase activity; anaphase-promoting complex-dependent catabolic process; positive regulation of anaphase-promoting complex-dependent catabolic process.